AUCGUGACGCUUUAACCGACACGCGCCUUUCCUGAUCAGUUGAGACAGACAUCACAUUUUUGGAGACCGCUCGGAACAGUAGCAGUGGGAGGGGGGAUGAAGAAUAUCUGCACAUCGCGACUACCAGUCCAUAUACACACUUUGCACAUUUCCAUUUUGAGAAUUUGAAAGAGAUCCACGAGUCUUUCGUUGCACACCAAAAUGGCGGAGGAGAUAGUCCUAUACUACUUCGACGCGAGGGGCAAAGCCGAGCUGAUUCGGCUGAUCUUCGCCUACCUGGGCAUCAAGUACACAGACAAGCGCUUUGGCGAAAAUGGAGACGCCUUCAUCGAGUUUAAGAACUUCAAAAAGGAAAAGGAAACCCCCUUUAACCAAGUCCCCAUACUAGAAAUGGACAACAUAAUAUUUGCACAAAGUCAAGCCAUAGUAAGGUAUCUAUCAAAGAAGUACAAAAUAAGUGGGAAUAGUGAGCUGAACGAAUUUUACGCAGACAUGAUUUUUUGUGGAGUACAAGAUAUACAUUAUAAAUUUAACAACACAAAUUUGUUUAAGCAGAAUGAGACUACCUUUCUUAAUGAGGAGUUGCCUAAAUGGUCAGGUUAUUUUGAGAACAUUUUGAAAAAAAACAACUGCAAUUAUUUCGUUGGCGAUGAUUUAACGUACGCCGAUUUGGCUGUUUUUUAUUUAUAUGAUGACAUCGAAACAAAGUACCCAAACAGCUUAAAAAAUUUUCCGCUGCUGAAGGCCCAUAACGAGUUUAUUAGCAACUUGCCCAACAUUAAAAAUUAUAUUAGCAACAGGAAGGAGAGCGUCUACUAA
Molecule: messenger RNA, 819 nt
Organism: Plasmodium cynomolgi strain B
Lineage: Eukaryota; Apicomplexa; Aconoidasida; Haemosporida; Plasmodiidae
Product: glutathione s-transferase
Exons: 2
Coding region: 202-819 (205 amino acids)
Biological process (GO): glutathione metabolic process
Molecular function (GO): glutathione transferase activity
Source: RefSeq, a predicted model, not a curated record